Molecule: messenger RNA, 1023 nt
Organism: Sinocyclocheilus rhinocerous
Lineage: Eukaryota; Metazoa; Chordata; Actinopteri; Cypriniformes; Cyprinidae
Product: polymeric immunoglobulin receptor-like
Exons: 4
Coding region: 1-1023 (340 amino acids)
Cellular component (GO): plasma membrane
Molecular function (GO): transmembrane signaling receptor activity
Source: RefSeq, a predicted model, not a curated record
AUGAAGAUCAUCUGGACUUUCACUCUGCUGAUGAUUCCUGGUGUCAUGAGCUCCAUCAGUGUGAGAGGAUAUUCAGGAGGAGGAGUCAUCAUCACAUGCAGAUAUUAUGAAGGAUAUACAGACAAUGCUAAGUAUUUUUGUAGAGGACAGAAAAAAAUUACUGAAUGGUGCUCUGAACUCAUCAAGACUGAUAAGAAAAAUGGGGGAAAAUGGGUUGAUUCUGGAAGAUUCUCUCUGUUUGACGACACAAGAGCAGCAGUUUUCACUGUGACCUUCAGAGAUCUGAGUGAACAGGAUUCUGACACAUACUAUUGUGCUGUUGAUAUCUCUGGAAUAAUAGAUUCAUACACUGAAGUGAAUCUGAACGUUGUAACAGGUGAACAAAUCAGUGCUGUGAGAGGAUAUUCUGGAGGAAACAUCAUUAUAAACUAUAAAUAUGAGAUGAAUCAUGAGAACCAUGAGAAAUACUUCUGUGUAACUGGAUCAUAUCAAUGUAUAACUCUAAUAAACACUGACAGAGCAGCAGAAUGGAAACAUGUCGGCAGAUUCUCCGUUCAUGAUGACAGAUCUGCACGUCUCUUACGUGUGUUUAUCAGAGAGCUGAAUGUGGACGAUUCUGGAGAACAUAAGAUUAUAGUCAAAGUUUCUGAAGACUACAGUCUCUUCUCUGAGUUUAAGCUGGACGUUAAGAAGGGUGAGCUGCUUUCAUUUGUUUCUCACACUGGAUGUGAUUAUGAGGAGAUUAAAGACUCUCACAAACAAUUACCCACAAACCCCUCUGAUUCACCUAACGCUGUUUAUGCCACUGCUCAAUUACCCACAAACCCCUCUGUUUCUGCUAACUGCGUUUACUCUACAGUUCAGGAAGCCACCGGUGACUCUCAGAUCUUCAUCACAUGUGCUGAGGAUCUGAAUUACGCCGUGGUGAAUUUCCACAAGAAAGCGGACUGUCCUGACAGAGUCAGUUUGAGGAAUAAUCAGGAUUGCAGUGAAUACGCUGCUGUCAAUCAUCUCACUGCCUGA